This is a messenger RNA of Microplitis mediator, 1040 nucleotides long. RefSeq lists its product as uncharacterized. Bases 471 to 902 code for a protein of 143 amino acids. NCBI's taxonomy places the organism in Eukaryota, Metazoa, Arthropoda, Insecta, Hymenoptera, Braconidae. The transcript is spliced from 2 exons. The record is from RefSeq and is a predicted model, not a curated record.
AUUUUUUUUUUGCAUUUAAUUUAAUUUAUUAAUAUAAUAAUUAAUAAUUAACGAUAGAAUAAAGUAUUGAUAAAUUUAUUUAUACUUCAUAGAACUUUUUUUAAAUUGUAAGAAAAAAUACGUGUGUGAAUGCAACUGACAAGUGGGGAUUUUUGAAAUUUUUUAAUAAAAUUUAAAAAUGCGAAUUUAAAUCAAUGACAAAUCAGUACGCGCAAUUUUGAAAUUUCAUUUUAUUAAUUUAUUUAUUUAAAAUUUAUAAAUUGUCUACUACAUUCACACUCAUACAUUCAUCAUCGUAAAAAUAGUUGGUAGCAUUGAUCUAAAAUUCUAUUUUUUUAACCUUUAAUUUAAAAAAAAAUAAAUGACAUUUAUUUAACACAAGUAAAUAAAUAAAUCUCUGGAGUCGUACAAUUAAUAAUUUAAAAAAAAAUAUUGGAAUUAAUAAUUUAAAAUAAAAACACAAUAUAUCAAUGCGUUAUAAAGAACAAGAUGAGACAGUCAUGUCUGAUAAUGACAAUAUUGAUGUAAAUGAAGUUUUUGAAAAUUUACUGUUGGCUGAAGACAUUGCCGAGAAAACUGGAUUUGAAAAAGGCGUUGAAGCCGGCAAAAGUCAACUGUUGAAAGGAUAUCAUCUUGGUUAUCACAGAGCUAGUGUUUUAGCUGCACAGUUGGGAUACUACAGUGGAAUAGUCGAGUACUGUUUGAAUGAAAAAAGUUUAUCAUCUAAAGCUAUCGAACAGGCUAAGAAAUUAAAAGAUGAAAUUAAACAGUUUCCUAAAACUAAUGAUGAAACUUUUGAUAUUAUAAAGCAUUCAGAGGAUAUUAAAUUUAAAUUUACUAAGCUCUGUUCAUUAGCAAAAAUAAACGCAGCUUAUCCAGAAGCUGAAAAACUUGAUUUUUAAUUGACAAGAAAAAUUUUUUAAUGAUUCUGAGGUCCAGACAAUUAACAAUUUUCGAAUUUGUUUUUCAACAAAUCAUUUACAAGAAAAAAAAAAUAAAAAUAUGCACAAGUAGAAAUUACAAAAACUAUAAGUGCAAUU